This is a messenger RNA of Mollisia scopiformis, 2139 nucleotides long. RefSeq names its product putative serine-type carboxypeptidase F. Lineage: Eukaryota; Fungi; Ascomycota; Leotiomycetes; Helotiales; Mollisiaceae. Gene Ontology annotation, biological process: proteolysis. The transcript has 5 exons. The record is from RefSeq and is a predicted model, not a curated record. Gene Ontology annotation, molecular function: serine-type carboxypeptidase activity. The coding region runs from base 173 to 2065 and encodes 630 amino acids.
CGAUGACGGAUGACUGCAGACGCUGGAGGCCUUAUCGUACGUAGCUGGGCUGGGGAGAAGCAGGAAGCUGGGAAAAAAGAAAAUUGGGAGCUACUUAAAUCAUGCGGUCCCCCUCAGUUCCAAUUGACCGGUUCUUGUGUCAGGUACUGACUUGUGAUCGAUCAAUUGCAAGAUGUCGGCCAGAAUGAUGCGCUCGUUCGUUGCGUUGCUGGUGUUCUGCACCUUUAUUUCUGCAGUAUGUGCUGGCAAAAUGGAGGAUGUGAUCCACCAACGAGGUUAUAAUGCCAAACUCUUGAAGAAGAAGGAUGCCAAUGCUGCGAAGCCAAAGCCGAAUCCAAUUGUCAAGAGAGCUUCAGCUACAAGCUCGGUCUGCACACCCGUCUCUACCCCCAAUCCAACAGCACCACCCAGCUGUGGAGGGAACAAUUGCGCCAAUGAGUUCAACAAACAGUUCACCGCGAGUCUCGAUAACCUCGAAUCGUUCUGCAGCUCAUGGACCGCCGAAGAAUCUGCAGUAUUCGCUCCUACUGGCACAGCAGACUGGGCAACGAAUUGCUUGGGGACCUCGACCGACGCAACGGCCGUUGCGUCAAAAGUGUCCUCUGCCUGCAGCUGCUUUGUUCCCGAGCCGACCACUUGCUCCGAUGAUAGCGGGUUUAGAUUCUUGAAUGAUAAUACGAAGCCAUUCCAAGUCACUUCCCUCCCCGAAGUGAACUUCGACAUUGGCGAGAUGUACUCGGGUAAUAUCCCAAUCGACGAGGACGAUCCAUCACGAGCUCUCUUUUUCGUCUUCCAACCUACCGAUAGCGGACCCGUAGACGAGGUUCUCAUCUGGUUGAACGGCGGACCCGGGUGUAGUUCCUUGGAAGGCUUCUUCCAAGAGAACGGUCGGUUCAUCUGGAGUUGGGGUCAGCCCCAAGUUACAAUCAAUCCGUAUUCGUGGGUGAACCUCACUAAUGUGCUUUGGGUUGAGCAACCAGUUGGUACUGGCUUUGCUAUUGGUAAUGUCACUGCUACCGGUGAAGAAGAUAUCGCUCAGGAUUUCGUCAAGUUCUUUUUGAAUUUCCAGAAUAUCUUUGGUAUUUCUAACUUCAAGAUCUUUGUCACUGGCGAGUCGUACGCGGGGAGAUACGUACCCUACAUUUCUGCUGCUAUGUUGGACCAGAACGACACCACUCAUUUCAAUGUCUCAGGCGCUCUCAUGUACGAUCCAUGCAUCGGCGACUGCAGCUUCAUCGCAGAGGAAGUCCCAGCGUAUCCCUUCGUCGAAUACAACAACAACAUGAUCGGCUUAAAUGCUUCAUAUCUCGCACAAUUGAAGGCAGCGGACGAAACGUGUGGUUAUGCGGCAUACAGAGACCAGUACUUGGUGUUCCCUGCAGCUGGUGUCCAGCCUCCAGUGCCCGACUACAGCUCGGAAUGCGAUAUUAACAACCUGGCUACAAACGCUGCGUUCAAACUCAACCCGUGCUUCAACUCGUACGAGAUUGUUACCCAAUGUCCUAUGCCCGCUGAUCCCCUCGGAUUCCCAACCGAUCUAGCCUUCGCCUACCCAGCCCUCACACCCCUCUACUUCGACCGCGAAGACGUCAAGAUCGCCAUGCACGCCCCCCUAGACGUAGACUGGGUGGAGUGCAGCGGCCCCGUCUUCCUCAACAACAACCACGACACCUCCGUCGACGCAAUCCAGCACGUCCUCCCGCAAGUCAUCGAAGCCACGAACCGCGUCCUGAUCGCCAACGGGCAACUCGACUUCGUCGUCAUCACCGCCGGCACGCAACUCUCGAUCCAGAACAUGACGUGGAACGGCAAGCUCGGCUUCGAGGUCGAGCCUUCGACCCCGAUUGUCAUCACGUUGCCUGAUUUGUUGUACCAGCAGGCGUUUGUGGAGAAUGGGUAUGAGUUUGGGUUUGAGGACCCACAGGGAACGAUGGGGGUGCAGCAUUAUGAGAGAGGGUUGAUGUGGGCGGAGACGUAUCUGAGUGGACAUAUGCAACCGCAGUUCCAGCCGAGAUCUAGUUAUCGCCAUGUACAGUGGCUGUUGGGUCAUAUUGACGAGUUGUAAAUAAAAUAAGUAGCCUAAAAGUUUUCCGUCUCUCGCGGACAUAUACAUGUAAUGAAUAAUGUCUGAACCUGAAC